GCUCGGAUCUGCAAUCUGGCAGCUCUGCCUCAAGCGCGCUAUCCGUCAAUGCGUAGCAAGGCAGUGCCCAUUUCGGGUAUAUAUAUAUAGUCGAGUCGAGAAAAAGUAUUAAGUUGUAUUUUAUCAUAUACAAAAGUUUCUCAGUCGUGACAAGAAUGAGCACAAAAUUUCUAUUUAUUGAUUCAAUAGAGAUUUUGCGGAGUUCUUUACCGCAUUAUCACAUCUUAUUAGAAGCACUUUUAGUAUGCUCACUGGUUUGGUAUAUUUCUAAAAGACAAAGUAAUAACUACAACUCAGUGCCCUCGCGAGAGCUAGUUGAGAGUAAGUUAGCGGAAUGGCGACCGGAGCCUUUAGUACCAGAAUCACCAGAAGAACAUUCUUCGCUACGUCCAAAGUACGUUACUUCGAAAGUUGGAAAACAAGUAACAGUUGAUGGCAAGCGUUGUCUUAAUUUAGGUACACAUAAUUACUUGGGUUUAAGUGGCAAUACAGAGAUAAUAGAAAGCGCAGUAAGAGCUGUGAAAAAGUAUGGUGUUGGAUCAUGUGGACCUCGUGGCUUUUAUGGAACAGUUGAUGUGCAUCUUGAAUUGGAAGAACGAUUAGCUAAAUUUAUGGAUAUGGAAGAAGCUAUCAUAUAUUCCUAUGGAUUUUCUACAAUAGCGUCUGCAAUUCCAGCUUAUUGUAAACGUAACGAUUUAAUAUUUGUGGAUGAACAAGUAAAUUUUGCUAUACAAAAAGGAUUAGACGCAUCUCGAGGGAAUAUCCGAUAUUUUAAACAUAAUGAUGUCGAAGAUUUACACAAGCUCUUAAUGAAACAAAUGGAACUGGACGAACAACAUCCUAAAAAAGCUAAAAAGAUUAAACGCUUUUUAAUAAUAGAAGGAAUUUAUAUGAAUACAGGAGAAAUUUGUCCUUUACCACAGUUAUUAAAACUAUGUAAAGAGUACAAAUUGAGAAUUUUCAUUGACGAGUCAAUUUCAUUCGGUACAAUUGGUUUACAUGGAAAAGGUGUUACUGAAUAUUUUAAUAUUCCUAGAAGUGAAAUAGAUUUGAUAAUGGGCUCUUUAGAAAUGGCUAUAGGAAGUAUUGGAGGCUUUUGUGUUGGACCAUCGUUUGUGAUUGUUCAUCAACGUUUAUCUGGACUCGGCUAUUGUUUUUCAGCAUCGCAGCCACCUCUUUUGGCAUCUGCUGCCAUUACUUCUUUAGAUAUCAUGGAAAAUAACUCACAACUAUUUAAAUCGUUAAAAGAUAACGCUUUGGCUGUACAUUACGGUCUUAAAGAAAUACCAAUAUUAGAGUGCUCAAGUUCUGCAGAAUCACCUUUGAAGCAUAUACAUUUAAAAGAAAAAAGAGAAUAUAUUACCGAGAAAAAAUUGCUAUCUGCAAUUUCGCAUAAAUGCAUAGAAAAUGGCUUGGCGCUCAUACUUCCUGCUUAUUUGGAAACUGAAAAAGUUUUACCAAGACCUAGUUUUAGACUUUGUAUAUCUGCUGAUCUAGACAAGAGCGAUAUUAUCUUUGCAUUAAAUAUUUUGAAAAAAUGUACAGAGGAAGUUUUAAUACUUAAAGAUUAAAAUGAGAAUAAUUAUUUUAAUCCUAUGUAUAAAAGCAAUGUACUCUUAGAGUGUGUUCAAACUUGUUAUUGAAAAUAUAUGUGACAGUCAUAUAAACAUACAAAGUAUUGA
Linepithema humile (Argentine ant) is the source of this 1682-nucleotide messenger RNA. It is a transcript of the gene Spt-I, whose product is annotated as serine palmitoyltransferase subunit I. The record is from RefSeq and is a predicted model, not a curated record. NCBI's taxonomy places the organism in Eukaryota, Metazoa, Arthropoda, Insecta, Hymenoptera, Formicidae. Gene Ontology annotation, biological process: sphingosine biosynthetic process; ceramide biosynthetic process. Gene Ontology annotation, molecular function: pyridoxal phosphate binding; serine C-palmitoyltransferase activity. Gene Ontology annotation, cellular component: endoplasmic reticulum.